Molecule: messenger RNA, 839 nt
Organism: Pristis pectinata (smalltooth sawfish)
Lineage: Eukaryota; Metazoa; Chordata; Chondrichthyes; Rhinopristiformes; Pristidae
Product: immunoglobulin lambda-1 light chain-like
Exons: 3
Coding region: 66-779 (237 amino acids)
Source: RefSeq, a predicted model, not a curated record
UUAAGGCGAGGCUUUGAACGCGACCAGAACCGGACUUCUGUCGCAAAACUUCCCACUCCUUCACCAUGGCUGAAAUGGUUCCGGUUCUUGCUACGCUGGCGUUCUGCUUGCACGCCAUUAACGCGGAGAUAGCCUUGACUCAGUCCCCAUCUAUCUCAACUUCGCCGGGGGGGACCGUUAAGAUCACCUGUACCAUGUCAGGCGGCAACAUCGGGAGCUAUUACACGAGCUGGUACUGGCAAAAACCCGGCAGCGCCCCCGUCCUUGUGUGGGAUGAAUAUAACGACCGAGCCUCGGGAAUUCCAGAUCGGUUUACCGGUUCUGUGGAGUCGUCAAGCAACCAGAUGUAUUUAACCAUCACCAACGUGCAGCCGGAAGAUGCUGCUGAUUAUUACUGUGGUGUGGCGAGCUCUGGUAUACUCACCUUCGGGAAAGGAACCAAACUGAAUCUGAGCAAGCCGCGCCCGCCGGAGGUUUCCAUCAUGCGACCUUCAGCAGAAGAAAUCAUGAGAAAGAGCACCGCCACCCUGGUGUGUCUGGUGAGCGGGUUUAAUCCGGGCGCUGUGGACAUUGAGUGGACUGUGGACGGCAGUGCGAGAAGGGAUGGCGUUGAGACCAGUCGGGUCCAGCAGGAUACUGACAACACGUUCAGUGCGAGCAGUUACCUGACUCUGCCAGCCUCAGUCUGGAACUCACACGAGCUUUACUCCUGUGUGGUUAAACACGAGACUCAGGCAAACCCGCUCAAGGCAAUCGUCGAGAGAUCCGGUUGUAUGUGAUUCAACCAGCCUAUGUACUAUUUCGUUACCGUUGAAAAUAAAUAUCAUGUUUCGAUAUUA